Messenger RNA from Rhipicephalus microplus (southern cattle tick), 4272 nucleotides. Its product is annotated as B-cell lymphoma 3 protein homolog. The record is from RefSeq and is a predicted model, not a curated record. Lineage: Eukaryota; Metazoa; Arthropoda; Arachnida; Ixodida; Ixodidae. Gene Ontology annotation, cellular component: nucleus. Gene Ontology annotation, molecular function: protein binding.
CUACGACACUGUGGCCUAACCACUGCUGGCUGUAGCCAUUGUAGCCACUUUCAAAAACGAGAGUACGAAAGUAAUAAAGUGAUCUUUUUUUUUUUUCGUGAUUUCUGUAGGUCAUGUCAUAGUCUUGUCCCUGGAAUAAGCAGUGUGUGGUUUGGAGUACAGCGGGUGCAGUGUUCAGCAGUUGCGGCAGCCAGCGGGAAACGUCGGUGCCUGGAAGGUUGCCCCUGUUCGUGUGCCGUGGUUGCUUUGGGCGCGUCAGCUGAAGAAGCGUUCUGAGGCGUCAUCGCAAAUGUCGCUGAACGUGACCGCACUGCCUAAGUGGAUGUUGGCAAGCGAGCUGGAAAGCGCUGCUCCCUUCGAUGUCCACACAGCGGCAGCUUUUGGCUUCGUGUCGCGUGUGCGAGAGCUUUUGUAUACGAGGAGAGAUGUGGAUGCGCCCAAUCGUGGUGGUUGGACGCCCCUGAUGCAUGCUGCCUGUUCUGGCCAGCGGGACACACUGCGGCUGCUGCUGGAGCUGGGUGCCAACGUUAACAUGCGAGGUGGCAGGCAUGGGCGCACAGCCGCUAUAAAUGCGGCCAUGUAUGGAUAUCACGAAUGCAUUGCCCUUCUUCAUGAGUAUGGUGCCGACCUUGAGCUGAGGGACUGUGAAGACCGCACGGCUCUGUUCCAUGCUGCUGCUCUGGGCCAUGUUGCAGUGGUGCAACUGCUGGUUGAUUUGGGGGUCAACAUCAACUGUGUAGAACACUUUAGUGGGCACAGUCCGUUAAGUAUAGCAGCUGACGAGAACCACGACAGUGUAGUGGAGAUCCUCCUCAAUGUGGGCUCAAGGUUCUCUCGUGCCACAACAAAUGGCAGUAGUUCUCACCCUUUCCAACCUGGCAAUAUUUCCAAGACAUCACCGUGUGGUCGUGCCAGGAGGUCACCAGAGGUUGAGAGUCUGGUUCUUCGUUGUGCCAAUUUAGCUCUGCAAGGAGCAUUGCCACAACCUGGUCUGCGCCUGCCUUCGAGGUCAGCUGUCAACAACCUUGCCGACCUUCUUGAUCACUUCGGCCUGUCCAAGUAUGUACCCAUGUUGGAGGCUCAGGGCAUUGACCUUGACCAGUUCCUGACGUUUGGCGAUGCUGAACUUGAGCAGGCAGGCAUUCGCCUAAUUGGCCCUAAAAGGAAAAUGGCCCUUGUGAUUUCCUGCUGGAAUGAACGGGAACGGCAGCAGGUGAAACACAAGGCAACAGCAUUGGAGCAGCUGCAAUGACUCAUCUUUAUUGUGAUGUCCUUUUACUUUAAAGUGCCUUGCCAGAAAAUUUGCUUAUUUGUUGUAAGCUAUUGUGAGGGAUUGCUGUAUAGAGAGUCUAUUUUUGCAAGCAUUUUUGAGAUGUGUAUUGACAGAUUUUAUUGUGAGAGAGGGGAUAAAUGUUCGCUGUAUCAUUCCCAGCAGUCAGUCUCCUACAUUGUGGUGGUCGAUGACAGACUUUUGCUUUACGGUAAGAAGCCAUGCUGUACUGGAUGUAUUUGCAGUGGUAGAUUUGUGCAUACAUUUCACAAGCAUCCUCAUAUUGUAGUGCUGAUGUGGGCUGUUGGUGCGCUGUAAGUGCAGGAUGCACAACUUAUAAUGUCACCUCAGUUCGCAAUGAAGUGGUGUUCGAAGUUCCAGCUGAUCUCUCGUGGUGCACUGGUGGAAUUGAUUCAAUUCAAUUCAAUUCUUUUGGUUAUGGGUUUAACCAAAACUGGUUGGAGCCAUAGCCAAAGGUUAGUCUUCUCUAAACCCGUUCAUUGACACUUCGUCUUCUUGGUUUGUUCCUUUGUUUUAGAAACUAAACAGGGGAGAGGCCUUUUAAAAACUUUAGAAAGCUUUCUUUUGGAGGCCUAACUUGUCAAGAGGAUUACUUGCACGUACAUGUGGACUUCCUUGACAAAUUGACACUUUUUGCGUCUGAAAGUUUAAACAAAGAGCCAGUACGUAGAAAAAGAAUUCUUACUCAGAAAUGCUGUGUUAUUGUCUAUUAUGGAAAUCCCCACUGUGAAAAUAUCAGGCUGCUUACCACACUUUAUAUUUGGCAUUGCUUAAUUUAAAAUUUUGAUCAAAAGCCAUGAAUACAUAAAUAAUCUAUACCUGUGGCACAUGAAGCAUAUAUCGUAUUGGUUUCCAAAGUUAGUGUAAAAAUUAAAAUAGAAAAACUUAAAAAAAUAUAAACAUGAUUCAGCUCUCUGGCUGGGAGCUGUUUAACAAUGACUGCCAGGAGCUGAAAUGUUUUUUACUCCUUAUAGUGUGGUUGGUGUUCAUUUUUAACCUUUUUUGAUGUUACUUCUCGACCUGAUGAGCUUCUGUCAAAAUCUCAACCUUUAAGGUAAAGCUAAAGGGAAACAGUGAUUUUGAGUGUAAAUUUUGUGAUUGGUGUUCCAGAAGUGUGUUCUUAGUAUGACAGCAAUUAUUUCAUAGGUGUUCUAGGGAAGAAUACUUUGUGGUCACCUUUUUGAUUCACUGUAUGCACAUUUGCCCAGCCUGUCGUGCUUCAAGUGGAGAGGAGGUUGAGGAGCUGUGCUGUGUCCAUUAUGUUUGUUGAUAUGGAGGGAGCUGUGGCAACAUAUUGCACACGCAAACUGCUCACCCUGUUUGCAGACAUGACGAACCACCAUUAGUUGGGCGAACUGUAUCGCAGGAAAGCUGUGGUUGUAAGUGAAGCAUAAGCUCAAGAGGAAGGUGCCUCCAUGAAGGAAGCCAAGGAGAGAGUGUAGCCAAUCAGAGGUGGCCUUGUGUGCCUGUAGUUGUCCAGGAGCAAUCCUCCCUUGAACAUGUUACUUGGUUUAUUUAAUGACAUGCAGAAUUUUAUACUUACAAUGUUUCAUCUAGUAUUAUACUUUUUAUCAGCUCAAUUGGGCAAUACUAAUAGUAGUUAUAUUCUUGACUAAAAAAUACUAUAAUUGUAUGCUAUUGAAAGUUGUGAAUUUCAACGAAACAGGGGUGACAUGUGUCAUUGUCAAUGCAAAAUGGUGUAUGCAAUGUCUCAGCAAACCAGUGAUACAUCUCACUGUUCCCUUGGGCAUAAAGUUUAUUUUACCAAACAUAGCUAUUAGUUGUUUAUCGUUCACAAGCCACCUGCUUUUCACAAUUAUCAUCUUGCAUGCCGGCACAUGCAAGGGCCAUAUGUCUUGCAGAAUGCUCUUUGCAGAAUGCUCUUUUUGAUUUAGCCGGGGAAUGGGGACUGCCUCAGUUCAUACCUGUCUUCAUUGUAACUGACAGUGCCAGAAACUUCCUGAACGCUGCAUUGCAAAUGGGAUAGGUAUGCAUUCAAUGCUUUACACAUUUCUUGCAACUUUGCAUUAAAUGUGUGAAGAAAUUCACCCCCAACUUUGAGCAACUGUGCAACAAGGCACUAGAAAUUGUAGGAUACUAUGACAGGAGCUCUGAGGCCAGGAAUCUCCUCAAGGAAUUUCAUACAAGCAUGGGUAUAGAUCCCCUUGAAGUAAUCCAAGACGUAACUCAUUGGAACAGUUAGUAUGAAAUGAUGGCUGGCCCAUUAAAGCUUUGUCAUUUGAUAUGGCAUAUAAAACUAUUAUUUGUUUACACAACAUCAUAAUGGUUAAAAUCACAAAAAGAGCCAAAACCACAAAAUGACAUACGAAUCCUAUAUUAUACGUUGUCAUUAUAAGAGCACACAAUUUGAAAACAGCAACAUCGUCGACUAGAUUGCUGCUGAAAACAGUUGCAAAAAGAUAGAUACAUAGGUAUGAAUUUGUAACGCGGCGUAGGAUCAAGUACACAUUUUAUUGAACAACUUAUUUAAACAAGUUUAUGAACUAUAAACAAAUUGAAAAAUGUGUCACUUAAACAAGAACUCUGUAUUAGUAACUUGACACAGAUUCAUUGCUUUUUGGGUUUAUUGAUGUGUUAAUAUCGUUGGCGCAGUUUACGAGGCAAGCAAUUCGCUGUCAAUGGCAGCUGUGAACAAGUUUAUGGAUGAUUCAGUGGUUAGGGUACGUUUCAGUAAGUUCCAAUCUUUAAUUGUUAGAGAGAAAAAUGAAUAUUUGAAACACUUAGUGUUAGAAGAGUGUUCGGCAAGAGUAUGACAAUCAUUAUGAUAGGUUGGUCUGCAGUGAAACAAAAAUGUAUACCCUGAAGUUUCAAUUUUUAUUAUGUUGUGUAGUUGAUGAAACAUUACUUUUAGUCUUGUUAGCUUUGUUCGGUUAUGUAGUGUUUUGGGCUGUAGGUUUUGCACUGUAUCAAUGAGUCUGUCUGUCUAUACUUGUCAUAAAUAAAGUUUAUGGCUUUUUAAA